Xyrauchen texanus (razorback sucker) is the source of this 2758-nucleotide messenger RNA. It is a transcript of the gene rph3aa, whose product is annotated as rabphilin 3A homolog (mouse), a. Gene Ontology annotation, cellular component: membrane. The transcript has 17 exons. Gene Ontology annotation, biological process: intracellular protein transport. The record is from RefSeq and is a predicted model, not a curated record. Gene Ontology annotation, molecular function: small GTPase binding. Bases 172 to 2007 code for a protein of 611 amino acids. NCBI's taxonomy places the organism in Eukaryota, Metazoa, Chordata, Actinopteri, Cypriniformes, Catostomidae.
UGGUCAUACAGGAGGGGGUGCGGGUUUGGUUAUCUUCUCUCUAAAGACAGAAUUAAAGCAUCACUCAAGCAUCAGUGUGGCAGAGCGAGAAAGAGAGAGAGAGGCAUCUUCAUUUAUUCUUUUAAGCGGAGGAGAUCACAUCUCAGCAUCAGGGGUGGAACGGGCUGAAAGAUGUACGGCAGACAGAUGGAGCCCACCGCUGGAACCAACGAGCUGACAGACGAGGAGAAGGAAAUUAUCAACAGCGUGCUGGCGAGAGCCAAGAUGAUGGAGGACAUGGAGCAGAAACGGAUUGGGCGUCUGGUAAAUCGCCUGGACAGCAUGAAGCAGACAGCCUGCGGCGACGGCUACUCCCGGUGUUUGCUCUGCGGCCAGCAGUUCGGCCUGGUGGGCAUCAGCACAGUUGUCUGUGCCGACUGUAAAAAGAACAUGUGCACCAAGUGUGGCGUUCAAAGCAGCACUCGUUCCAGUCCAAUAUGGCUCUGUAAAAUCUGCUGCGAGCACAAAGAGAUGCUGAAGCGGUCUGGUGCCUGGUUUUUCAAGGGUUUUCCGCAGCAGGUUUUACCCGCUCCUUUACCGAUCUCUAAUCGGAGAGAGCUCAGUACCACCGACACGCCGGCUUCUACAAACCCAUCGAACAUUCAGGAGUCUUCUAUACCUUUACACCCACAAAACAGAGAAAGCACGCAGGUAACCGGCAGAGAGCAGCAGAUAUCUGCAGAAACGAUGCACCCUAAACGGGAGGAGCAUUCUGCCAUACCCCAAAGAGCCCUACAGGAUGACGGAGGGAGACAGUCUUUUAGCAGGAGCACAAUUCAGUCUGAAGUUACUGUGGAAGGACAAACUUCCUCACCUGUGGUGAAGCGAGAAGUACCGGUCCUGAGUUCCAGACCUCUAGCACCGAACUACUCCUCCACCCCCAUUCAAAAAGGAAUUCUAGAUCCAGUGAGUCGACCGGAGGCAAAGGCACCACCUGCUAUGCAGACCAAUGCACGUUUGCCAGCUGCCAACAGCGUUUCUGCAACACGCAAUCCACCACCCCCCACUGCAGAGGAUGAAGAGGACGCCAACAGCUACGACUCUGAUGAUGCCACCACCCUGGGCAUGUUAGAGUUCAGUCUGCUCUACGAGGAGGAGAAGAACGAACUGCACUGCAUUAUAAUCAAAGCAAAGGGUCUUAAGGCCAUGGACUCUAAUGGUCUGGCUGAUCCUUACGUUAAAUUGCACUUGCUUCCAGGAGCCAGCAAGUCAAACAAGCUACGAACCAAGACUCUUCGUACCACCUUGAAUCCUGUGUGGAACGAGACCCUUGUUUAUCAUGGCAUCACCAAUGAAGACAUGCAGAAAAAGACACUCCGGCUCUCUGUCAGCGAUGAGGACAAGUUCGGCCAUAACGAGUUUAUCGGGGAGACGCGAGUGGUCUUGAAAAAACUCAAGCCGGACCAGAAGAAGAACUACAACGUGUGUCUUGAGAGAGUGGUUCCGGUGAAACGUACAGCUGCCACAGGGGCGUCUCGUGGCAUGGCGCUCUAUGAGGAAGAGUUAAAAAAUGAUGAAGAAGAGGAGGAGAGGGGACGUAUUCUGGUUUCUCUCACUUACAACAGCCAACAAGGUCGCCUGAUUGUUGGUGUGGUUCGAUGUGCUCAUCUCGCGGCAAUGGACUCCAAUGGCUAUUCUGACCCCUUUGUAAAGAUCUGCUUGAAGCCUGACAUGGGGAAGAAAGCAAAGUAUAAGACUCAGAUCAAGAAGAAGACCCUUAACCCCGAGUUUAAUGAGGAGUUCGGCUACGAGAUCAAGCCUGCGGAAUUGGCAAAAAAGACUUUGGAUAUCUCUGUCUGGGAUUAUGACAUGGGGAAAUCGAAUGACUUCAUAGGUGGAUGUCAGCUUGGUAUCACGGCUAAAGGAGAGUGUUUGAAGCACUGGUAUGAAUGUUUGAAGAACAAGGACAAGAAGAUCGAACGCUGGCAUGUUCUGUUGAAUCAAACCAAUGUUGAGGCAGAUGACUAAGAUGUUAUACCGCCAAAGAACUUCUCUUCCAACAGCAUACAAUACUAUCUUCCUAACAACUUUAUCUCAUUUCCAAGGUUCAACUAGUGAUAACAAUACUUUUAUUUCAUUCAGAAAAAGCUUUUGUCCAUGCUUCCUAAAACCCCAUGAAGAGCUAUUUGAAUUAUGUAGCGGUUCAGCCGUGAAAACCCCAGAAAACCCAGUUAUUUUGUUCUUUGAUGGAAAAAUAAAGGCGUGUAUGAUGUUUUCAUUGAGUAAAAUGCCUUAAAUAACAAAACCUCUUGAAUAUAUGUGACGUAGAUAUCUUAGUUAUUGAACCCUACAACCAUAUAUACUCAAGGACACUUAAAAGGACUAAUCAUGUAAAACAUAUCGCCAAUUCUUUAAGUAAAACGGCAUGCAAAAAUGCUAUUUACUGUAGCUACAGUAUUGUACAAUUUUAACAUUAAAAGUAUACCCUGUCCUUUUAUGUUUUAUACAUAUUUAUGUUUCAAUCAGUGUGUCACAGAUGGAGAAUACUGUGUGUAAACAAAUUGUGACUAUGAAGUGUAGAAAAGUAAUGUUUUGAGUCUUUUUUUUAAUAAUGCAUCGAUUGCAUUCAAAGAAAUGUCCUGUUGUAAUGUGCAUGUAUUCAUGGACAUGUUCUCCAAUUAUACAUUACUGUUAUUGUUAACUUAAUUUAUUUAUGCAUCUAUAAUAUGUUUACAGGCAUGAAUACAGGCUUGUGAAGUCAAAAUCCCCAAUAAAGUGU